AUGCUUCUCUUCCCAGCUGCAGCUCUGUGCUGUGUGUGCUCAGGUGAGUGUUUCCAGCCAAUCAGGAGCCAGCAAACUCCACCAUUCCCAAAUGCAGCCUGUCUCUGUGAAAUAGAGCUUAGAGACUUAGCUAUUCCUGAUGACAUGGCUGUUUUCAAAGUGAGUCAAAGUUUAAUUUUUGAACAAGCAUCACUGUCAAACUCACCUCCACCUGUCUGUUUGUCUACAGUGCUGGUUGUCAUGGCAGCAGAGCUCCAACAGGACACUUUAUCAUUGACCAGGAAAGUUGGAGAAAAUGUCUCCAUCAGCUGUGGAAACACUGACAAGUGUAAAGAUCGAUAUGUGUACUGGUACCAAAAAAAUGGCACAGAAAGUUUCAAAAUAGUUCUGAGGAUCGAUAAGACAAAUGGUGCCAUAAAGAAACAGACCUAUGACCAUCCUCAGAAAGAAGAUUUCACUGCAGUAAAUACAAAGACUGGCUGUGAGCUGCAGAUCCAGAGUGUCAAAGUGUCUCAUUCAGCGACCUACUACUGCAUCUGUCGGAUAACACAGUGA
This is a messenger RNA of Xyrichtys novacula (pearly razorfish), 555 nucleotides long. NCBI's taxonomy places the organism in Eukaryota, Metazoa, Chordata, Actinopteri, Labriformes, Labridae. The record is from the annotation of a GenBank genome assembly.